AUGUUUUUUUGGGGAAAUUACAACUUUCAGACGCCGACUCUCGUGGAGCACCCGGAGAGGCCGGCGCUGCGCUAUCCGCUUUAUGUCCCUCCCGCCCCCUCUAUGGUGACUGAUGACGGCGCCCACGCCCGCAUGGCCAACGGCGCAGGCGAUGUCGCCGGGGAGACGCUGCGCCGCAUUGAUUCGCGGCACCUCGCAGUAAAAUUCCUGGCGUGUGGACAGAAGCAUCUGGUGGCGGUUUUGAUGCCUGUUGAACACAACCACGAUGCGGCGGUGGCGGCGGCUGGGGCACGCGGUAGUGUAACUGCUGCGGUGGAAGCGACGCCGUCGUCGUCAUUUGUGUCGUGUGACCACGACGGCAAGAAUUGGCUUGUUUACGGCAUGGGGAGCAAUCACAGUGGGCAGCUGGGUCACCGUGUGCCGGAGUACACCACCACGCUUACACGACUUUACGUUGAGGGGCUUUUGUCGGCGGGGACCACCGUCAGUGGCCUCGCCUGCGGCAAUAAACACACACUUGUCUGCAUGUCUGCUGGCGGGGUGUUUGCGUCCGGUGAUAAUAGCUGCGGCCAACUGGGUGUUACCGCGAACGUGAGCGGCUUCGCCCCGGUGGCUGGUCUUGCACACAUCAAGGCGGUGUAUGCGGCAGGCAAUGCAAGUUUUGCUUUAAAUAAUAAGGGCGAAUUAUAUGCAUGGGGCGAGGCACAGUACGGCCAUUUAUGCCACGGCGAUAACGGAGAACGCAUGGAUGCACGCACGCUUCAAACUGUGAAGACAAACGUGAAGGUCCCUACUCUAGUGCAGUGGUUCGUGCGACACCACGUCGUUAUUCUGGAGGUGGCUGCGGCUCGGGGGCACGUCGUCUGUCGCAGCUCGGAUGAAGUCUACACCUGCGGUGAAGGCUACUACGGCAAGCUUGGAACUGGGAAUUUGGCGCCAGCACUUACUCCGCAGCGUGUGCGUUUUCCAGAGCGGGCUCACCCGGAGCGGCUCUGCGGCAUUGCGGCGGGUGACGACCACACACUUGUGUUGCGUGACUCGCCUGUGGUGGGGGCGGUGGUGUACCACUUCGGCAAGAUGGGCAACGGCGACGGUCAACUCACGCCAAUCGUCGUAACGGCCCCGGCGUCCACCACACGCAUCGGCGCGGGGCGCGGUACGAUGUCCACGGCGGUGACGGGCGACGGCCUGCUGUACGUGUGGGGAAAGCAUUCCCAGCCCAAGGUGAGCAACGGCACUCCCGCCGAGGCAAAGCGCGGCAGCGCAGAGAUGGUAGCAGCGCUAACUCCCUUUCUCGUCGCAGACGCAGUCAUCGGUGGAACAUUUGUGGUGGCACUCGCAACCUCUUGCCGCAGACCCGUGGAAGCGGCGCAGACGGCAACAGAACCCACAGCAGCCACGAAUGGAAGCAGCAAUCAGAGUCAUGCCUGGGACGUUAUUGUGCCACACGACGCGCGCGUCGAUGCUCGUGGCACUGAGGGCGCCGGUGCCAAAUACGAAGAGGCAGUAGAAGCAUUUAUUGCGCAGUACUUGGGGCCGUUGCUGGGGCCCAUGUACGUUGCGGACAUGCCGAAGGCCCCACCACCCACCGACCGGCACGCAAACGCGUUUGCCCCCGUGGGGGCGCACGCGCUGACGAUUGGGCAGAAGAUACGACUUUGGAUGACGGACGUCUACGCACUGGGCACCGUCGUUGAGGUGCUGCCGCCACACACGAGUCCCAAGCGCCCCGGCGUGGCGGCCGCGGCCGCCCCAACAGACGCGGCGGAAGAAACUGACUACGACGGAAACGCGGCCCCCACCAAUGGCCCCGGCAACGAAGACAAGAACGACGUGGCUGCUGGAGGGGAGCCAAAGCCCGGCUGCCGACUCCGCGUGGAGUGGCAACGCGACGACUGGCACGAUGAAGUCCUCACGCUCUACUCAGAGGAUGAAACACUCGACCCGCAAAACCCCAAUCGAUGGCAGCCGCUCUGGUUCCUCCCAAACCCCAAUGCAAGCGACGAGUACCUCCUUGGACAGUAA
Messenger RNA from Trypanosoma conorhini, 2025 nucleotides. RefSeq lists its product as uncharacterized. The record is from RefSeq and is a predicted model, not a curated record. The coding region runs from base 1 to 2025 and encodes 674 amino acids. The transcript has a single exon. NCBI's taxonomy places the organism in Eukaryota, Euglenozoa, Kinetoplastea, Trypanosomatida, Trypanosomatidae.